Messenger RNA from Melospiza georgiana, 1596 nucleotides. Its product is annotated as nicotinate-nucleotide pyrophosphorylase [carboxylating]-like. Gene Ontology annotation, molecular function: nucleic acid binding; nicotinate-nucleotide diphosphorylase (carboxylating) activity. Lineage: Eukaryota; Metazoa; Chordata; Aves; Passeriformes; Passerellidae. The record is from RefSeq and is a predicted model, not a curated record. Gene Ontology annotation, biological process: quinolinate catabolic process; NAD+ biosynthetic process. The coding region runs from base 1 to 1596 and encodes 531 amino acids. Gene Ontology annotation, cellular component: cytoplasm. The transcript is spliced from 7 exons.
AUGGACCCUCUGGACCCCCUUGAGGACCCCCCCAUGGACCCCCCUGACCCCACUGAGCCCCCCUGGGUGCUCAGGACCCCCUGGAGGGCCCCACGGACCCCCGGGACCCCUCAGGGACCCCCGGGACCCCUUGGCCACCCCACGGACCCCCGGGACCACCCUAUGGACUCGUCACGAAACCUUUGGCCACCCCAGUCUCUCCGCACCAUGUCCGGCUCUGCGCCCCCGAACCCCCCGGGACCCCCGAACCCUUCGGGGACCCCCUGGCCGCCCCCCCCUCCCCCGCACCGCCUGCGGGCCCUGGCGCGCUCCUGGCUGGACGAGGACGCGCCCUGGCCCGACCCCACCGUGGCGCCGCUGGGGAACGCCGAGAUCCGCGCCCACAUCCUCGUCAAAAACCCCGAAACCCCCGCCGGGGUGCUGGCCGGCUGCCCGUUCGCCGAGGCGGUGUUCGCGGUGUCGGGCUGCUCCGUGCUCUGGAAGGUUCCCGAAGGUUCCCGGCUGGGCCCGGGCCGGGCGCUGCUGGCCGAGGUUCGCGGCCCCGUUUCCGGGCUGCUCCUGGCCGAGCGCACGGCCCUCAACGUCCUGGGCCGCUGCAGCGGCGUGGCCUCCAUGGCCGCCCGGGCCCGGGGCGUCGCCGAGAGCCGGAAUUGGGGAGGGGUCGUGGCGGGGACGCGCAAGGGCACGCCCGGCUUCAGGGCGGCCGAGAAGUACGCGCUGGGCGUGGGGGGCGCGCAGGGGCACCGCCAGGGGCUGGGGGCCUUCGGCCUCGUCAAGGACAAGCACAGGGCCGUGGCCGAGAUGGGCGGCGGGCACGAAGGGCUGAUUGAGGGGGCGCGCUGGGCCGGGGGCUUCACGCAGAAAUUGGGCGUGGAGUGCGCGAGCGCCGAGCAGGCGCUGGAGGCGGCCGAGGCCGGGGCCGACGUCGUCCUGCUCGACAACCUGAGCCCAGAGGAGCUGCACGCGGCGGCCGCGCGUGUCAAGGCCGCGCACCCGCGGGUGCUGGUGGAGGCCAGCGGGGGCAUCGGCCUGGAGAGCCUGGGCAGCUUCCUGGGGCCCCACGUGGACGUCGUGUCCAUGGGGUGCCUGACCCACAGCGCCCCCGCGCUCGACUUCGCCCUCAAGGUGGUGGGGAUGGGGAGUGGAAGUACCCCAACUGAAGAAGGCCCAUUAGAACACAACUGUGCAGAAGUAAUAGAGUACACCUAUUCAGCAAGAGAAGACCUGAAAGACGUCCCACUAGAGCAGCCGGAGUGGGAGCUGUUUACAGAUGGGAGCAGCUUCGUGGAAAACGGAACCAGAUACGCUGGAUAUGCGCUCUGCCAGGCCAGAGCUGGGGGCGGGGCUCUGUUCCACCACAAACCAAGGCCUGACCUAGCCCUGGCCCCACACAGGCAUUCUGAGCAUCCCAAGGUGUCUCGGGACAUCGAUCUUGUCCAGCCUCUGACAACAACCACGGUGACACUACGGAACCUCAUGGGGCCAAGGGGCUGUUGUGACACUGUGGUGCCUCAUGGGAUCAAGGAGACCAUUGUGAAACUCGGAGGCCCCAAGAAACCAAGUGUCCAUGAUGACCUUGUGCAGCCCAUAGUGUAA